Messenger RNA from Notothenia coriiceps (black rockcod), 3860 nucleotides. RefSeq names its product E3 SUMO-protein ligase PIAS4-like. The annotation marks the transcript as partial. Gene Ontology annotation, biological process: regulation of transcription by RNA polymerase II; protein sumoylation. Gene Ontology annotation, molecular function: zinc ion binding; transcription coregulator activity; SUMO ligase activity. The record is from RefSeq and is a predicted model, not a curated record. Gene Ontology annotation, cellular component: chromatin. Lineage: Eukaryota; Metazoa; Chordata; Actinopteri; Perciformes; Nototheniidae. The transcript has 5 exons.
CCUGUGAAUGUGUGUUUCCAGCGGUACUCUGUGGCAGUGUAUCUAGUGAGGGUCUUCACUGCAGCAGACCUCUUCAGCCAACUCAAGCUCUGCUCCGUUGAGAGUGCAGAACGCUGUCGUGAACGCAUCCAAGACAAACUACGCUAUGAUCCAGAAAGUGAAAUUGCAACCACAGGCCUCCGGGUUUCUCUCAUCUGUCCAUUGGUGAAGAUGCGUCUCGGUGUGCCAUCUCGAGUUUUAACUUGUGCCCACCUUCAGUGUUUCGACGCAGUCUUCUUCCUGCAGAUGAAUGAGAAGAAGCCAACAUGGACUUGCCCAGUCUGUGACAAGCCCGCUCCCUUUGAACUGCUCACUAUUGAUGGGCUGCUAGCUGAGAUUCUGAAGGAGACGAGUGAGGACAUCGAGGAGAUCGAGUACUUAACCGACGGCUCCUGGCUACCCAUUAGUGACGAGGAGAAGAGGGACCGAGAAAGAGAACGCAGCAACACACCGGAUUAUCCUGUUGUCGAUAUAUGCAUUCCUGAAGCAAACGGUCAUUCACCGGCCCACAGCAGCACCAGCCUGACGGGCAAAUCUGGAAGCGGUUCUGUGGCGGGGGGCUCCGGAGCACCUGGGGUGCCGGGGGGAGGCGCGGUGGUAGAUCUGACUCUUGACUCCUCCUCAGAGGAGGAAGGGGGCGGGGCAGGGGGAGACAGUGAGGACACUGAGGACAGUGCCGACAGUCCCGCCCCGAAGAGGGGCCGGUACAACUACGACAAGGACCUGGUCACUGCCUACUGACCCCACAGCUCUCUCCCCUCAUAGACUGACACACACACACACAGACAGAGAGGAAGGGGGCUCGAAGGACAGGAACACUCGAAUCCACGAGAUGCAAUGACCCUCCCUCACCCCCAAACGUCGGAGCCUUUUAGCAGCUCUGGUUUCUACCCAGUCAGAAAACACACAGUCCAACAUGCACUGUUAACGAAUCUUCAAUCUAGAGUGAUUAGGAUUCCUCUUUGUACUGCUCACCACUGGAAGUAACUCUUUUUGGCCAACCGUCACCUUGCAGUGAAUAUCUGUACCGUCCUGCCUCUACUUAGAGACUGAAUGGAUCGUGCAUCCCCCCCUCCCCUCCCUCCUCUCCCUCCUCUUCCUCCUCUCUCUCUCUCUCCAGACUAUUUCCUCUCUACCAACUCAUCUCUCUUUGUAUUGACUUGGAAUCACAGGCUCUUUUAGCCAUUGGCGUUCGAUGUGUACGUCUCUGACUUUUGUCACAUUUGUGAUAAACAGGCAAGUUGAAAACAGAAGCUCUUCAGCUGUUUUUGGUUAAAAGGUCAAAAACAACAAAUAGAAAAUGUGCGAGAGGACAAGACAGAGAUAUCAGGAGUGUGAUGCAAAUUGAAACCUCUCCAAUUGACAUAAUUCUCUGGAAAGAAAUAAACACAAAGCUUGAAAGUUUUUUUUUUCAGGAAUAUAUCCUUUUUUAAUUAUGUAAGGACAGAACACAAGUGUGUGAUACUUUCCAUUUUUAUUUUGUCCUUUAGCUAAAGAGAACCUACCUCAGUCAUAAAAAAACUUAGCAGACUGAUCAGAGAGUAGCUAAGAAAGAAGUGGAUCGAUCGAUGAAGCCAAUUUUACACUGGAGAUUUUGUUUUCCUACAUUGUUCUUUCUUUUUAUUUUUUUUAUUCCAUCUUUCCAUUCAGCUUUGUUCCCUCUGCAAUAACAACAACUUUGUUAAUGAGAGAUUUGAGGAUAGCCAGGCUAACUGAAGGUGUCAGUGAGGCCAAUAGUUGUGGCUGGGAUUGUGCCACUCUGUAAAACACAACUGCAGUUAUUGUGCUGUUACAGGAUUUAUUAGGAGUGAUAUAUCAGCAUUGCAAAUUGUAACUCAUCUUAAUUACUGUGCGGCAGCUGUGCCAAAGCAGAUCUAUUUUAAGAAUACACUGACAGGUAAUGGUUGUGAGAUUUUGGUGCCUUUCUUUUGUUUUUGUUGAGUGAUGAUGAUUUGAGCCCAUUGUUUUACGGCUCUCUGAGCUGGCCAGCAGAAAACCCUGUCUGACAGAUAGUGUUUUAUUUCAUGGAGGAUUUCCUGGUCCGGGAUGCAGAAUAAAGUCAAUUGGCAAUGCUCUCUGAUGCUUUUGAUGCCCUCAGACAGUAGUAUCAUAUUUAUUUAAAUGCCUUGCAUUUUCUUAACAGUUGUGUGUAAAGCUACAGGAUAUUUGGCGUACAGACGGGAGUUAUUGGUGGGAGAAAGCAGGACUUGUGUUCUGCUGUGGUGUGAGUGUUAUAAUUGGUCCAGGCUGGUGCUGGUGAUGAACACUCCUUUUUCUUUCCCUCUGAAUGCAUCCGACCUGGGUCAAAGCACCACUCAGAGUACUUUACUACGGUGGGUUCAGCAUGUCUGACACAACAAAACUUAAUGAAGUGUCAAUAAGUGCAACCCCACCUCGCUUAAAGUCAUUGAUUGGAUUACAAAUGGUCUUGUCUGGAACAAGUGGAGCCGCUUCAACCAACAAUCCCCUCGGCCACCGCUCAAUGUAGAUAAGGUCACAUCUAUUUGCUGGAGUAGAAUGGGCUUUUAAUUGCUACAUGCUGUAGGCAUUCAACUAAUAUUCCUCUGCACCUGCACUAGUUUCGUCAGUAUGUGAUGGCUGUUUCUCAGAAGGAUAUCCAUGCCGAGUUUAGGUUGUCUGUGAAGGAAGGUCAUCAAUGUUUGCUUGAAGAUGAGAAAAUGUGUUGCUAGAGCUGUUUGCACUCAUCUGAUGCUUCAUUCCAACUUUAAGGCUUAUUUAUUUCAAAGCCGUCAUGUAGUGAGUAAAAAUCAAGGAUCCCUGACCAUCGUGAUCAGUGCUCCUCAAACAUCUCAUGCGUGGGAAUCAGAAAAUGUGGAAGUGGUCGAGUAGUGACUCUAAUGAGCUCUGCAUUGUAUGUUUUCCUCUUUUUAUCAUCACGCUGUCAGUUUGAUCAGCUGCACAGAAUCUGGUUUUUCUUUUGUUCUUCCUCAUAAACACAGAAAAAUUAAAUUUACUUAUUAAUCCGGGGCCUCACUGUCGCUAGCGCAUUCUCCCAUAAGGUUGAUGAUGAACGAACAGGUCGAGUCAAAUCUGAUCUUCCAUUUCCCUCCUCCUUUUGACACACUUUGUAGAAUCAAUAUACUGUUGAAAUUAUUUUUGAUUAUCCACACAAAUUUGAUCGAUGGCUCUUCGCCUGUAAUACAUCAGUCUAUCCCUGAGAAAUGAUGUAAAGAACUAUAAUAUCUGUCUUUAACAAGGCAAACCGUAUUUGUAAGUAACUGCUAUACAUGUACAACAAUGAGACAGUUCAUUUGAUAAGCAAAGAAGGUCAUUAUUUGAACUCAUCUUCUAAAUUUGUAUUUUCUUGCCUUAUGGUUAAAGACGGCAGGUUGAUUCUGUGGACCUGAGCCGGAAGUGUCUGCAGAUGUUUGGGAGCUGGAGAGAGCUGGGGGUCUGGUCUUUUUCUAGUGGCAUCUCUUCUUCUUAUAAUACUGCAUAAGGUAGCAUGGGCAGAGGCUUACAAUCCAUGAUGUAAAUGUUUUGUUUGUUGUGUUUUUUUAUAUGUUCAUAUUAAAAGACAAUAACAUUUAAAUAAUAUUUUAUUAAGCCUUGAAUCACCUCCAGUUGUUCAUAAUGGCAAACAGACAAUAAGAAGCUGUUGUUGAGGGCAGCAGCACCUGAAGCUGAUGCCACAGAGGACCGGGAGGUGGAGGUCCAGAUUAUUAGUGUCCUGUACCAAAUGCUCAGAUAUGGGGACACAUUUGAUGCCUGUUGAGGGUGAAACUGUAAAAUUUCAAAUGAUCGUAUUCUAACAGCUGUUAUUGACGUGUGGAAUUAAUUAAAAUCAGUUCUUAAAAACA